Epinephelus fuscoguttatus (brown-marbled grouper) is the source of this 6293-nucleotide messenger RNA. It is a transcript of the gene rab39bb, whose product is annotated as RAB39B, member RAS oncogene family b. Bases 589 to 1230 code for a protein of 213 amino acids. Gene Ontology annotation, molecular function: GTP binding; GTPase activity. Gene Ontology annotation, cellular component: Golgi membrane. The transcript has 4 exons. Lineage: Eukaryota; Metazoa; Chordata; Actinopteri; Perciformes; Serranidae. Gene Ontology annotation, biological process: Rab protein signal transduction. The record is from RefSeq and is a predicted model, not a curated record.
GGCAGUGGUACUGAUGCGGGAUGAGUCAGGCUAUAUGAUGCUGCUGCUACUGCUGCCAUUUCAUCAGCAGCGAAACCCCACAAACACACAGCGAACACACAAGUGAUACGGCGGGAUUCCCCCCUCUGACAGCGAGCAUCCUGCCCUCACGAACAUCCACGCGUGUCGGUGUGUGAACACACAACACGCGCUUGGUGUCCGUGGUUUAUUCGUGGCUCCGGGUGAAAGCGCAACAUCCGUUUUUUCUCUUCUUCUUCUGUUGCACCUGCUCUGGAUUUUUCUUUCAGCUCUCGAUCGGGCCUGACAUCAACAAGGAAAUCAGCCCACAGCAGGGCCUGCCGUGCACCAGCGUCUCUUCGCAAGGCUUCAAGGCAAACAUCGAGGCUUUGUCGGGGGUUCAGCUGCUCUGCUGCGUCCUGAGGAUCGAUCGAGCCAGACUGGUCGGUGCCAUGGAGCCCACAUCAGCCUGGUCCUGAGCGGCACAGAGAGACACCAUCCUGGCCUAGAGUCCACUCCUGCUCCAACCCGACAGACAGAUAGACAGACAGACGCACCGCUGAGAGCGACAGACAGGCACACAGCCAAGUCAUGGAGGCGAUAUGGCUCUAUCAGUUCCGGCUGAUCGUCAUCGGGGACUCCACGGUGGGCAAGUCGUGUCUGAUCCGGCGGUUCACGGAGGGCCGCUUCGCCCAGGUGUCGGACCCGACCGUCGGCGUGGACUUCUUCUCCCGGUUGGUGGAGAUCGAGCCCGGCAAACGGAUCAAGCUGCAGAUCUGGGACACCGCGGGACAGGAGCGCUUCAGGUCCAUCACCAGGGCUUACUACCGUAACUCAGUGGGUGGGCUCCUCCUGUUCGACAUCACCAACCGCCGCUCCUUCCAGAACGUCCAUGAUUGGCUGGAGGAGGCUCGCAGCCACGUCCAGCCCCACAGCAUCGUCUUCCUAUUGGUGGGGCACAAGUGUGACCUGGAGUCAAAGCGCCAGGUGACCCGCCAGGAGGCAGAGAAGCUGGCGGGGGCGUACGGGAUGCGCUACGUUGAGACGUCGGCCCGUGACGCCAUCAACGUGGAGCACGCCUUCACCGAGCUGACCAGAGACAUCUUUGCCCUGGUGCGGUCCGGCGAUAUCACGAUCCAGGAGGGCUGGGAAGGUGUGAAGAGCGGGUUUGUCCCCAAUGUGGUGCACUCCUCGGAGGAAGUGACCAAGAGUGACCGCCGCUGUCUGUGUUGAUCUGGGAACACUUUCGGGACUGAAGGUGAAAAGGGGAGGGAUCCAGGAAGGAUUCAGAGAGUGGAGUGACUGACGGACUGAGGUGUCAGCCGUGUGACUGAGACUGUUGGUAGCCCUCCUUUGUUCUUUGUUCAGACUGGAUACAGAGGGAAAUGUUUGAGGACGAUCCACGAAGGCAGAAGGCGGAGAAGAACACCUUGAAUGUGGGUGGAGAGCCAAAGGGUUGUGCCCAUUUCUGUUUAAUUUUUCGGAGAGGAAGGAUCGCACAUGCUCAUUCAAUUGCGAGGGCUCCCAUGAUUCGGUUCCUUGGUUUUGUGUUUUUUUGGAAAAUCCCUCCCUGAAAGUCUUAGAAAGGCCUUAGAAAGAGGAUCCAUUUUGGUUCUCCGCCAAAAUAUGACACUCUGGACUAAUCUUUCUUUCUCCCAUCAUCUCUUCCUUCACCUUGCCUCCCACUACUUCUAACCUUCUCCUCUCCUCCAAUAUGCAAUUACAUGAUCACAUAUGAAAUGAUCACUUUUAUGUUGAUAUCCAACAUCCUCCAAGCACAUAUCAUUUGAAAAAAGUUUAGUUGGCACCCUUAGAUUUAAUGUCCCUCGUUAACAAGAGUCGUGUUUCUUUUGUGCUGACAUUUUUCUCCACAUUCCACCACCAGGUCAAUGGAGGAGUUCUGGAGGUCCUAAAUUUAUCAAGGAAAGACAGAUUUCCUUCCUGGAGCAGAGAUUUUGUUGCCAGACACCACAUUAUAUCAUUAUUUAUUUCCCUUUGAAGCAAUUUAGGCCUCCAGUGAGCUCAAUGACAUUGACUACAUGGUUAUAUCCACUAUCAUUCUGCUAAAUACCGCACUAUAAUAAAACAUCGUCAUCCAUCCAGUUCCUAACGGACUCCUUAAGCAGGAAGAGACAACGUGUACAGCUGAACUGAACGAGGUGGACUUGGACUAGCGUAACAACUCCUAACUAUCUGCCUUUAACUGGGGACUUGUUAAGGUGGACUAAUAGGAGUGUUGGAGCUAGAAAGCACCUUAACAGCCAAGUCCACCUCAACAAUGGAGCCUCAUUUUGGACUUCCGAAGGGUGCAGAUUAACAUAGUGGAGAUAAUUUAUUUCUUGAAAGCAACAGAGAGGGACCAGACCACAGACUCCACAAAAGAACCACAUUAUCCACAAUGCACGGACAAUAUAAUCAUGCAAAGAAAGUCAAACUGGCAGAUAUUAACUCAACCCAACACAGAUAUGGAGAAACGACAAGGUGAAAUUUGCUCUGAGCAAGUGGUUUAUAUGCCUUUUUUUAUGUGUGUGCGCAAGUGUAAUAUCUCCUCAAUCCUUAAUUUUCUUUUAAUACACUCCAAUGCUACAGGUUGAUGUGUUCAGCGAAGUUACUCUGGAAUUUUCUGCAGUUCAAAGAUCCAAAUUACACUAAGAAACUACAUGUGUUUUGGAUGGAUCGGGUAGCUAUGUGAUACCGUAAGAAGCCAACUGUAAAUGAAACCUUGCAGGGCAACACAUUCUCACUCCGACUUUGUCACAAAUUGACGUUUGGUCAUGGACUUUCCACAUCGAGAUAGGACGUGCAAGGUACCCUGGGUGUGUUGGUUGUUGACGUUCUGGGAUGCCGUGUCAAGUUCCGCCUGUUUACAUGCAUUGUCUUCUUUAAAAUACACUUCCGUUUCCCAGGAAAUUUACCGUUUACAUACAGUCUCUUUUUAAAAUAAACGCACUACGUCAGUCAACAAUGCAAAUUGACGUUUUUUUUCCUCUAACAACUAACUCACAUGGUUGGGUUUAGGGAAAAAAACAGGGUUUGGCUUGGCUUUGGUUUGUUGGACCCAUCCACCACCACUCCUGCCUGCCCUACUUGGACUUUCGCUGCCUUAACUUUCGUUCUUGCUCCGCUGAGUUUCCCCCAGAAGCUGCUGAACGCCGUUAAACUAUAACAGCAACCGGCCGCGUAUCAUGCUGUUGUUAAAGGACGGCUUUUUUGUCAGUGUCUGUUGCUGCCCAAGCGCCGGAUUUCAGAUAUCGACGACUUCGGAGUGAGACUGAGUUAUGCAGGGUGGUUUUAGAUGGUGUAAAUGCAAGUAAAUUGGAAAGACAUACACUCAGUUGCUAAUUUAUUAGGUACAUGUAGGUUAAAACAAUUCAGUCUAAGGCCCUGAUCACACAGAGUGAGUUUAGUUUUAGUGAUUUUUUGUAAUGGUUUUCAAUGAGAGUGAAAUGUUUUGCUCGCUGCAUUUGCAUUGCUGAGCUCCCUGAGCCUCGUGUUGAAAAAACUUUAGCUCAGAGUGGGAAAAGUGCCCAAUGUCAUUGUCAUUUUUUUCAUUGUCCAAGAGGGGGAGGACCUUCUGUGAUGGCAAUGACGAGUGGUAGCAUACAUGGUUUGUGUUAAUGCUCGCUUUCAUCAUCACCCUUGACAAGCUGCAAAAUAUAUCUGAACAAGUUGUCACCUCAGUUACUUUUUACCAACUGUAAUUAGGCCUCACGAUUGAUAGCAGAUUGUCAAACUGUCCCUGACUCAUCCUGAAAUAAGCCUUGAACUGACCAUCAUCCAGGCAAAGCUCCUAGACCAGCUGGUGGUACUCCUUGUGAUUUCUCCUCUUUCUGAGGGUCUCAUAUACACACGGUCCAUUUCCCUUAAAUUAGAGAGUAUAGAGCUAUGAGUUUGAUUCACAGCAAAAAAGCAGUUAAAUCUAAAAAAUAACAAUAGACGCAGCAACCUACAAAAAGCGCUCUGUCUGAUCGGGGCCUCAUGCAACAGUCCUGCAAUAAAAUCCUUCCUCCAUAAAGGUUAUAAUGUUCUGUUUUACAAACAAGACUCAUAAAAUGGCACGGGUAAUUAGUAAGUAUAUUCAAACUUUAUCACAUUGGAUACAUAAUUACUGUUAUAGUAAUGAGUCAGAGGUUCACAGCAGGUGGCAAAACACCUGUUGGGACAUCACUGUUUGGGCUGUUGCAGAAAUGCUUAAAGGCCCAGACCCACCAAACUGACAUCAAAGGACUAGGCACUUGAACACACCACAAAGAUUCCGGUUGACAGCCAACCAACAUGUACGUUCUGUGCCUGUGUGAGAGGAAACAACUUUCCACAACAGCAGGCGGUGGUAGUCUGUAUUCGUCAUUCAAAAAGGGAAAUCAGAAGACUGGCAGGAGAGAUUUAAGAUGCUAGUUAGCCAGUUAGCACAUUAACAAUAUGAUCUAGUGUUGAAAAAAAUAAUGGAUAUUUACUGUGUGCUAGCCAACAAUAACACAAACAGAUAUGAACCGUUUAUGCUAAAGAGCUCAAUGGCUAAAAAAAAUCUUACCUAAUAUAACAAGUUGUUUUUUUUUUUAAUCUCUUGCCCUCAUGACUUUAGUCGUUUGUUUACUUUCCUCACUUUCGAUUCUCUACUACUGCACUGAACUGACCUGCCAAUCAGAGUGAUUUCCUUCACUGACAAGCUCCGACUGAUUUAAUAUGCUGAAUUAGCCAAAAACCAGGCAGUGAGGGCCGACUGGUGGCACCCAAAAACUAGGACGAAAGACGCACACUGAUGGCCAGACACUGACUGACAGUUGUCCAUCUGCUUGGUGUGUGAGGACCCUAAAGAUUUAACUUGCUGUGUUACUGUUACAUUCAUGUUUUCACUCAAGAUCUCAUGUCAGUUAUUGAUGUUUUUUUUGAAGCCAAGAAAAAACAGAGGGAGUAAAAUUCUUUAUAAAGGUGUAAAACAACAUCAAAAACCAUGUGUGUUGGCAGGCGAUUUGUCUUCUUGACUGAAAACACCAGUAAUCUACCAGUAGAUUCUCAUUCAAACUAAAUAUUCUUACACGAUUAGCGCUGGACCAAAUAUAUUCAUCUGUUUCUUGUUUUUGUCAGCCACAUCUACCUAUAUAUUUGGCUGAAUUUGCUGUAAUAUAAUAAAUUAUUGGCAAUUAAACACUGACGAGGAACAGAAAGAGACUUUUAGCAUUGUUAGCAAGUAAAUGUACCGGUGUAAAUCUGGAUUUCCAUGUACCUUUUUAUUUUCAGAAUCAUUAUUUAAGCUAUCUUGCAUUUUCUUUUUAAAAUUUCAUAUGAUUUUAUUUGUCAUCUCUUUUUGACCCUUAAUCUGAUACACAAUCCUUAAUGAAUGCCUUGGUUUAUUCUUGCUAUGAUUUCUGCUAAUUAAUUAAUGCCUUUCCCACGCAGUUCAUAAUUUCAGUGAGGAAACUGCAAGUGCUUCAUUUUCUCACACUGUAUGCCUUCUUUUUAUGUCUCCAAAGACUUCUGCUUGUUAUCCUAUUUUAACAUGAAUGUAUCAGUAGGGGAAAGGGUGAGAUUUUUUACAUUGUCAUAAGAAAUGUGUGUCAAAGCAACACAUCCUGUUCCUUACAAAAGCUUUGACAUAGGUAGUCCAAUCUCUCAGCUUUACGUUGUUAUUCCUUACCGAAAUGAGUGAAGGCUAACAGACAGAAUAAAAAAGUCAAUCUUCGAAAAUCCUUCCAGAAAGAAAAAAAGUCUCCCCGAUGCCCUUGUGCUUUUGAAAUCUAACAUUGAAGGUUAUGUUUUAUCCUUCAGUCUGUUUUCCUUUCUCUGCUUGCUGUAUCAUCACCAGUGCUUUCUACUGAAACACCUUUAAGCGUUCCCAACUGAACGUCAUGUUGAGAAGUGUUAAGGUCAGUGUGGGUGGGUGUGCGGCUCCUCCUUAUGGGCUGCCAAGACUCUUUCACCAGAUGUCAGCCGGCUGGUCGAUCUGCUCUGCUGUACAGCACCCAGUUGGAUGUCUCUAAGCUCUGUUGUAUCUUGCUUCCACUCUGAAAUAUUGUCUUAGUCAUUUGGGGAAAUAUGCUCACUGGCUUUCUUGCUGAGAGUUCGAUAAGCAUACUUCCCAAAAUGUUGAACGAUUCAUUUAAGUAGCUACAAUAAAAUACAAAGUCUCUAAAAUCUCAUAUUUGGAAUUUUCUUUUCCACCCCCUCUGAACAAAUAUUUUGGUCCCCAUUUGAUUUUUUGUGUACUGUCAGUAACUAUUUUGCCUUCUAAUGAUGUUUGUGUUCCCAUUUUAUACCUUAAACAUUCCCUUUGAUUCCUGUUUCCAUGAACUGUUCUA